AUGGGCGAACUCGCAAAAGGAGGCUGGUGGGCCUGGUCGACCAAGAAGAAAGUCCUUAUCCUUGGGAGCAUCGCCUUCGUCAUCGUCGCACUGGGUGUCGGUCUGGGCGCCGGACUUGGAAUUGGUCUCAAGGGCGGAGAUGAUGAUAACGACAAUGACACCAGCGACGACAGCGGAACGGACACGUCAACACCGACCAACACCACCGUCAAAUGGCAGCCAGCCGUUGGAACCAAGUGGCAGAUCGUGCUGAAGCACAAGAUCAACGAUACUUCGGUGGAAGCACCCAUUUACGAUAUCGAUCUUUUCGACAACGAGGCUAGCAUCAUCACGGAUUUGCACAAGAUGGGUCGCAAGGUCAUCUGCUACUUUUCUGCCGGUACAUACGAGGAUUGGCGCGUUGAUAAAGAUGAAUUCGACGAGGCCGAUCUGGGCAGCAACCUCGAUGACUGGCCAGGCGAGAAGUGGGUCAACGUCAAGUCCACCAAGAUCCGCAAGAUCAUGAAGGAGCGUCUUGAUCUCGCCGUGAAGAAGGGAUGCGACGGUGUAGACCCUGACAAUAUCGAUGGCUAUGAUAAUGAAAACGGCCUUGGCCUCACCAAGGCCAACGCAAUCGAGUACGUGAAUUGGCUUGCAUCCCAGUCCCACAGCCGUGGACUGUCGGUUGGGCUCAAGAAUGGCGGCGACAUCAUCUCCUCUGUCAUUGACAACAUGCAGUGGUGUGUCAACGAGCAAUGUGCUCAGUACAAUGAGUGUGAUACAUAUGAGGCGUUCACCGACGCUGACAAGCCUGUUUUCCAAAUCGAAUAUCCCAAGGGCGACACCACCAACAACAACAAUGCUGUCACCGCCAAACAGGUAUCAACUGCCUGCACAGCAACUGGUGCUGGAAACUUCUCCACUGUUAUCAAAAACAUGAACUUGAAUAACUGGGUUGAGUACUGCCCCAGUGAUUAA
Molecule: messenger RNA, 957 nt
Organism: Penicillium salamii
Lineage: Eukaryota; Fungi; Ascomycota; Eurotiomycetes; Eurotiales; Aspergillaceae
Source: the annotation of a GenBank genome assembly